CUUAGUCGGCUCUGGGAUUCGAACCAGCGACCUUUGGGUUACUGGCCCAACGCUCUUAACUGCUAGGCUACCUUUCCUUCAUCUGCUUUCUUUCAUUCACUGAUUGUUCAACUAACUGUUCUUCUUUCUGUGCUGUGUGUAUUUGAGCACAAAGACAACAUUCAUAUGCUAAACAUUCUCCCAGGGAAAGAACACAUUUCAAUUGGUUAGAUAUUGUUUUCAGUAUAUGACCAUUUGUUUUAAUACAUUUUCCACUCUGUAACUCAUUGAUGCAGUGUGAUUUUACAGUAGCUUUAUAGUGGGACACUUCUCCCAUCUGAAGCCGAGUAACGACUCUGAGAGACGGAAGUUUACGACUGCUGUUUCAGCUUUACUGAUUAAAAUAUGGAGUUGUGUUGAUGUGUGUGUGUUGGUGUGUGUGUGUGUGUGUAUGUAUGUGUGUGUGUGCUUGCAAGAGUGCUUGUCUGUGUGUCUGUGUUUGAAAGUGGUGUAUGGCUGUCUACCUGCCCUCUCCUCAGUAAGUGCCAGGGCCUGUUCGUUCUAACCCACUGCAGCAGAAGGACAGAGACAUCCAUUGUUACAGGCUGAGAGAUGAGGGUUAAUAAGCCAUUCUGGUCUGUGUGAUAGCUGCUGACUAAUCAUGCUGAUGAUGCAUUUCUACAGCUUUGCAUGAAUAAAUGGGUGACGUGUCUUUUUAAGGUUUGGAAUAGUCUAAACCUUUAGACAAAGCCGUGUGUGUGUGCUUCAUUUUCAAAUGCAAAAGAUAAUAGAGCAGUGUUGGAGAUUCAUGUUUUUGUAGUCAUAUCCUCAUCGCUGUGUUUGCUCAGUUAUUAAACUGACAUUCAACUGCAAUGGAAUUAGUUUGUGCAUUUCCUGUGAGUGUGUGAGCAUGAAUCUAUACGUGAAUGAUGUCACAUCAGACCCCUCACUCAGUAGAGUUGGAUUCAGACUCCUCUGUGUCUCAUUAGUUGUGAGGUUAAUGUCAGCUAUAGUUUGAUUAGGAGAGGAGAUGCCACUCAUGCCAGAGGGUGGGAAUAAUUUGCUACCCAUUGACUCUGGUCAGAUUGAGAGACUCACAUAACUACACUCACAAUAAAACUGACUUUUAUAACACUGAUGUUAGAUUUUUAUCAAGACAGACUCAAACCAAUAGAAUAUCCUAAAUUCAAGCCAAAGAGCGAAACAUGCAAUACACAAUCCCUCAUUUUCUGCAGAUGGUAAAGUUGAUUUGUCCCGCCCAGAGCUAAGUAAACCAGAAGGGCUGUUCUGAGAGAUUUUAGCAUAAGCAAAGCGACUUUUUGCAUUCAUAUAGUGGUGGUGGUGGAUAAAUCAAGCUCAGCCGGUUCAGACAGGAAACCCUAGUGUUGCAUCAGCUGAUAUUGCACCAAUUAGAUCAUCGCUCUACGUUAAAAUGGGGUCUAUUUAGUCCACCAGGUUCUGCACACACUUCUAUAAUGGCUGCUGCACGUAAGCUAUGUGCUGGUGUUCUUGGUGACAUACAGUACUGUUGCUGUAACAUGUCUGUUUCCUGAUUUCCCACCAGCCACCACAGCCUCCACCUGUUAGGUUAUGUGUUUCCUUCCUGCAGGAGGAUUGGUAUAGCACACCUUGCUCUCUGCCUGUAAUUAUUAUUAGCUUAACAUUAUGCAUGCUCUGGCAGUGAGCUACCCCGAAGGAGCUGAGCCUAAUGCCGAGACUAACGUAUUGUAAUAUUUUCUAAUAAAUGGUUAAAUGAACACGUGGGGUUUCCUUUCUGAAGGUGAGUGCUUUUCAGUGUUGUAUAAAUCCAAUAAUCACGUCAUGGAAAGAAACCAGUGGUCAGUGUGGGGUAAUUUAGCUUACACUAUUACAGACACCUUAACCUUGAAGUGGAUGGAAUGGACGCAAUGACAGGAGAAACAUUUACAAGAGAUGAUGGGGGGGGGGGUUGAUUUUAUGAAGAGGAGAGGAGUAUAAGAGAGGGAGAGAGAGAGAGAGAGGGGAAAAGCUUACCUUCACACAAACCACCUCAACACACUCACCACCUCAGCCACCGGCAGCAGUGUCCAGAACUCUGCCUCUUCUCCAUUCGUUUCUCUCUCUCUCUCUCUCUCUCUCUCUCUCUCUCUCUCUCUCUCUCUCUGUCAGUGAUGGAGGCAGCCAUUGGUGUACUGGUGUCCCAGUUCAAGGCGUUUGCUGGAAGUGAUGGAUCCUCAGACACCCUGAGCAGAGAUGAGUUCCAGAGCCUGGUCAAAACACAACUCCCCAACUUCGUUAAGAACGCUGGUGACCCAGCUGUCAUCGACCGACUCAUGGACUCAAUUGAUGAGAACAAGGAUGGAGAGCUCACAUUCCUGGAGUUCUGGCAGCUGAUUGGACGACUAGCAAAUCAACACGGCGACUUUAGCCAAUAGGAUGUCUCCAUGUCUUGUUCUGUUACUACCAUAUAAUUACAAUGAUAACUUAUUCUAAUGGUAUGGUUAUCCCCAUGUUGUGUUUCUAAAUUGAAGUGUCAAGUGUGGGGAUUGGUCUUGACCUGCAAAAUAAAAACAUGGAUGAAUCAUA
Molecule: messenger RNA, 2544 nt
Organism: Coregonus clupeaformis (lake whitefish)
Lineage: Eukaryota; Metazoa; Chordata; Actinopteri; Salmoniformes; Salmonidae
Product: protein S100-A11-like
Exons: 3
Coding region: 2130-2393 (87 amino acids)
Cellular component (GO): perinuclear region of cytoplasm
Molecular function (GO): calcium ion binding; transition metal ion binding
Source: RefSeq, a predicted model, not a curated record